AUGAACGGCGCAGAACUGAAGCAGAUUCUAAAGGAAGGCGGGCGGGUGUUCGGCACCAUGAUCACCCACGGCCAAAGCCCGCGCUGGGUUCCGGUGCUGUCGGGCGUGGGCCUGGACUAUGCGGUGAUCGACACCGAGCACAGCCCCCGCGGACGGGGAGAACUGGGUGAAUACCUGACAAUGUUCAACACGAGCGGGGUGGUGCCGAUCGUGCGGAUCCCCAUCCCUGACUCGCACUACGUGACCAUGGCGAUGGAUGCGGGUGCGCAGGGUGUGCUGGCCCCAUACUGCGAGACGGCGGACCAGGUGCGGGAAGUGGUGGCUGCCACAAAGUGGCGACCGCUGAAGGGUGAGGCCGUGGAGCGGGUGGUGGAAACGGGUGAGCACGUAAGCGACGCCACCCGGGCAUACUUGGAGGAUCGAAACCGCAACAGCAUCUCCAUCAUCGGCAUCGAGAGCGUGGCUGCGGUCAACAACCUGGAGGCGAUCCUUGACGUACCGGGGAUUGACGGCAUCUUUGUCGGCCCGAACGACAUGAGCAUCUCGUUGGGCUUUCCCGACCAGUAUGAGCGGCCGGAGUACAGGGAGACGGUGAAGCGGGUAAUCGAUAUGUCGGAGGCCAGGGGCAUCGCGACGCUGGUGCAUCACCAGACGCCCGACCUUUCGACCUACUGGAUCGAGCAGGGCGCCAGGUUCGUGCUCCACGGAACCGAUCGCCGGGCUCUUACCGAGGGUCUGCGGUCGGACUUCUCCAAGCUGCGAGAGGCGGCCAAAUAA
This is a messenger RNA of Geodia barretti, 777 nucleotides long. The record is from the annotation of a GenBank genome assembly. NCBI's taxonomy places the organism in Eukaryota, Metazoa, Porifera, Demospongiae, Tetractinellida, Geodiidae.